ACAAAAAACAGCUGAUGAUGAAGUACUUGUAAGAUGCAAAUAUGUGCACAAGUAUAGUCUCAACAAAAGUUAAAAAAUAUUUUAUAAAAUGUUAGCAAUACGUCUCACAGCAAGACGGUGUAUUCAUUCAACAAGACAUUGUUACUAUAACUUUAAGUUAAGUGAAGUGCAAACGGAGAAAGUUCUAAGCGUCGUAAACAGUAGUACUGUGGAAGAUUUAACCGAACGAUUCGGUCUUUCCAAGACAAGAGCCAACAAACUACACUUUGGUCGACAACAAAUAAGUAGAAGUGUGACCAGCAUUGACGAACUAUUUACCAUCGGCGGUUUCAGCGAGAAUGUUUUGCAUCGAUUUUGUAAAAAGAUAUUGUAUGGUGGAGACUCUGCAGACAUUAAUGACGACGGCACCAUAACAGCACCAAGGAUUCUCUCGCACACCACCCCUAAGAUAUCAGACAAUGUGAUUAGCCAAAUUAAGUCAUUCACUGCGAUUCAGUGUGGACUGACCGGACUGGCUUGGUGUACAUUUGUAUUAACUCCGAAUGCACUGACAAAUAUCACCCAUUGGGAAUGGAGGCCAUUGCCACAAUCGAAACUAAGUCUUCAUCUAAUGGCCAGUUUCAUUUCGAAUGCUCUAAAAGCGGUUCCGCAGUCAGACUUUUAUGUAUUUGAAAAUCCGGUUGCCACCAAUGUCGGAUCUUCGCAAAAAGUUAACCUUAACGUUCAAUUAUCAAACAUGAUUGGAAUGGCAUCGGUUUUAGUUGCGCAACGCAGCACUCUGCUGACCGUUGUUGAUGAGGAAAUCAACGAUGAGAGUAUCAAUAAUGUGGCCUAUUUGAGAAAGUACUUGUACGCACGUUUGUUUAAGCUAUACGUUGGAACGGAACAGAUUUCGUCAAAUAACUAUGUCGACACUUUACUUCGCUGGAGUCAAACUUCCACCGUAUUGAAUGAAGAUGUGCAAACGUUGGUGCAAGUCGAAGAUGAUCUCAAAUCAAGUUAUGCCUCAUCCGAAAGUCAGGUGAAGGAGUUGUUAAGUUGCACAUUGCUGACUGGUCUGGCUUUCCUACGACUAAACGUCUUAAAAUGCCCAAAAAGUUAUGAAGCAUUGAAGGAAAGGUCCAAAAAGAAAAUUAAAUUGGCUGAAAAUCCACCGAAAUUGGUUUAGAUUAUAGAAAUUAAACGGAUCGUUGAAAUAUUGAAAA
This is a messenger RNA of Bradysia coprophila, 1205 nucleotides long. RefSeq lists its product as uncharacterized. Gene Ontology annotation, molecular function: DNA polymerase processivity factor activity. NCBI's taxonomy places the organism in Eukaryota, Metazoa, Arthropoda, Insecta, Diptera, Sciaridae. The record is from RefSeq and is a predicted model, not a curated record. Gene Ontology annotation, biological process: mitochondrial transcription; transcription elongation by mitochondrial RNA polymerase. Gene Ontology annotation, cellular component: mitochondrial nucleoid.